Molecule: messenger RNA, 2580 nt
Organism: Closterium sp. Yama58-4
Lineage: Eukaryota; Viridiplantae; Streptophyta; Zygnematophyceae; Desmidiales; Closteriaceae
Source: the annotation of a GenBank genome assembly
AUGCUUGUAUUGCAUUGUAGUGGAUACGUGCAUGCAUGGAAUCACCCAUCAGAGCAGGGCGCAUCAAUUCAACUACCGAACGCUGCUGGCCCACACAGCCCAGCCAGUGACGUCGUCUUCUUGCACAAGCUUCUGGAGCAGAGCAGGAAGGAGCUGAAGGGGCAGGUGACAGAGGGGCUGGAGAAGAUGGGGUUAGCGAUGCUGCAGACGAAGCAGGACAGUGCGCGGGCUGCUGCUGACGUGGCGGACUGGUGGCGGCGCGAGCAGGGCAGGCUGAAAGCCAUGAGCCAGGACGUCGGGCAGCUGAAAGAGAUUGUCGGGCAGCACGCGAGGAAGCUGGAGGCGCAAGUGCGAGCGGUGCAGGAAGCCUCUGGAAGCAACGAGGAGCAGCAGAGGGACAGCAAGGGUAGUGUCCCCUUGGGUGAGGAGGGGGAUAAGGAGGGCGACGAGGAGGGGGAGGUGGUGCAGCCAGAGCAGUGGCAGAAGGGGCGGCAUGGGGCGUUGAAGCACUUCUGGGUGACGGACGACAGGCCUGCUCUCUGGCAGCAACGGGCCUUUCAACGCCACGGGUCGUUUGGUUUCAUCAAGUUCAGCGCCUAUCGAGUGAAUGCAUCCACGUUGGCAGUGCUGGGCCUGUCGUCCCUCCCCAUGCACCACGGCCGCCGGUUCUCCUCCUGCCGCUGGCAUGCUGCUGCUGCUGCUGCUGCUGGCAAUGGGGGAGUUAGCGGUGGUGGUGGGGGUGUGACUGAAGGCAAGCUGGUGCCGCUGUAUGUGGAGGAGCAUCAUGACUACCUGUACGAGACCGUGGUGCUGCUGUGUGUGCUGGACGCCCCUUCCCAAGUCUCAGGGGGAGUGUUGGAGGCUGAGAUCGAUGGGGAGGUGCUCUUCCCCUACGUGGAGCAGCCGGGGCAGCCCAUGGAGGACCCGUCGUCUUUUCCUGCCAACAUCGUCCUGUGCGGCCGGCCGAUGUUCAAUGUCAUCAGCGCCAGGGCGCUCACCGAGUGGCUGCACUUCCACCGCCUGCUGCUGCCAGUGGACCGUUUUGUCCUUUACGACGUGGGCGCCGUUGCCGGCCACGCUGACGUCAGCAGUGCCGUGCAGCCGUGGGUGCGGGCGGGGGUGGUGGAGGUGGUGAAUUUCGAGGAGUCGACACAGUACGACGUGUGGUCAUACGCUCAGGCCCUCUCCACGCACGACUGUCUGUACGGGAAUCGCCACAACGCCCAGUGGUUGCUGUUUGCUGACCUGGACGAGUUUGUGGAGGUGGUGCCGCCCGCCACGCUGCAGCAGCUGCUACAGAACAACGCCGGCCGGCCCUGGAUCACGUUCGGGUGCACCGUCUUCAACAGCUCCUUCUGCCACCCGGAGGAACCGUGGCAUGGCGGCCCAACCAGGAGAAGGAGGUUGCUACUGGGGGAGGGGGAACAGGGAGGGGCGGAACAAGGAGAGGGGGAACAGGGAGGGCUGUUGAGGCGCCUCAAAAGGCAACCAGAGGAACCGUGGCACGGCGGCACAACCAGGAGAAGUAGGAGGAGGCUGCUGCAGGGAGAGGGGGGACAGGGAGGGGAAGGGGGAGGGGGAGGAGGAGAAGGGGGGGAUUGGGGCUCUGAUGGUGACGUGGCUCCAUCGCGGCCGUUCAUAGUGGAGGGGGUGAAGCUCCAGUGGCCGCACGCCUACUGCAUGAACGCCUCGCUCUACCCCAACCACCUGUGCCUCGACCAGUUCGGCCACCGCAAAUACAUCCUCAACCCGCGCCGCGUCUCCCUCGCCCAGAUCCACGUGAUCAUCGGGGGCGACAUGGACGGCCUGGAUCUGCCGACAGACGUGGCGAGGAUCGCACACUACAGGGGGCUGGCGAAACCCGCGUACCCCAUGUGCGACAUGGGUGCUCCCAGCGCCUGGUGGCGCUACCACGAUGGGGUUGCGCGCAUGGCCCAGGCUGCUCGCUCCUGCCCUGCUCUAGUCUCUCCGGUCCCUGAGGUGAGGCGUGUUCUUAGUGGUGCCACCAAGAGGGCACGUGGCUACCCCAUGUGCGACAUGGGUGCUCCCAGCGCCUGGUGGCGCUACCAUGAUGGGGUAGCAAAGAUGGCCCAGGCUGCUCGUGCCUGCCCUGCUCUUGUCGCUCCGGUCCCUGAGGUGAGGCGUGUUCUUAGUGAUGCCACCAAGAGGCCACGCGGGUACCUCAUGUGCAACAUGGGGGCCCCCAGCCCCUGGUGGCGCUACCGUGAUGGAGUGGCACGCAUGGCCCAGGCUGCUCGCUCCUGCCCUGCAAUGGUCACGCCCAUUCCUGAGAGCGCAUGUGGGCUGGCUGGGUACCCCAUGUGCCACCUGGGCCCUCCCAGCACCUGGUGGAGCUACCACGAUGUUUUCAGCGUGGCAAAGAUGGCCCAGGCUGCUCGCUCCUGCCCUGCUCUUGUUGCUGUGAUCCCUGAGGUGAGACGUGUUUUCAGCCAUGAGCGCACGGGGCACAACUGGGGGCUCACAUCACAGCGCGACCUGGGUGCUCUCAGCACCUGGUGGCGCUACCACAAGGGCGUGGCCCGGAUGGCCCAGGCUGCUCGCUCCUGCCCUGCGAGGUGA